AUGUGGUCGAUUUUGUAUUGGACAACUGUUUGUCUGUUUUUUCUGAUGGCCAUAUUCCUACUGCAUAUUCCACUUCCUCCGGAAAUUGCUGAUCGAAAGAAAUUGCAAGUAUUGGAGAUUCUAUUGCGGAUCGGCUACGAGUAUCCGGGUGAUUUGAUCGAAUAUUUAUUCGGACCUCGAAUUCGAAAUCAGUACAUUCGAUUCUUAAUAGCUAUUGGAUACAUUAUUCCCUGGCCAUCUCCAUCGCAUAUGAAGUAUAUUGCUGGUACAAGCGUAAGAGUUUAUACGCCAUGUGAGAAACGGGGACGAUCGGCUUUAGUUUUUAUUCACGGUGGCGGCUGGGCAACUAUGAGAGCAGUCUACUAUGACGACUUAAUUGGCACUUUUGUGAAGCGCCUUGGAGUGACUGUAUUCUCGAUCGAUUAUCGAUUAGCUCCAGAAUAUCCUUUUCCGUGUCCAGUUGAUGACUGUGAAGCUGUCGUGACAGGCUUGUUCUAUAUAAAUUUCAAUAACCGUGAUCAAAUCUGCAUUGCUGGUGAUAGCGCUGGUGGAAACCUUGCUGCUGUUGUUGUGCAACGACUGUCAAGAAGAGAUGAGCACUUUAUUAAGUGUCAAGUGCUCAUUUAUCCUGUAAUUCACGUAUUCGGAUUUCAACUCCCUUCAUACCUGGCCUAUUAUGAAAAAUACAAUGGUACAUCGUUACUGAAUCCUCGUGCUAUGGCUCGAUGGAUUCUUCUCUAUCUGGGAUUGCCAGCGAGUAGACGGAACGUCGAAAGACUAAUUGCAAAUCAAAAUCCUUGCGAUGGUUGGCCACACUGUAGAACAUCCGAAAAAAUCUCUGAAAUCAAACACCAGCAAGAUAUUCUAUUCGAAACAUUUUCAACAAAAGGAGUUAAUCCGGAUGUUUCGCCAUUACUUGGUGUACGAAGAGAUCUUCCACCCGCUAUGGUGUUAACAGCUGAAUACGAUCUAUUAAGAGACGAGGGAAUUCAGUAUGUUAGAAAAUUGCAGGAAGAAGGCGUUCCAUGUGAAUGGAGACACUAUAAAUCAGCAUUUCACGGAAUAUGUAAUAUGCCGUAUAGUUUAGUAAGAAGUGAUAUGUCUAGAGAUAUUUGUUGUUAUUUAAAGAAUUUUAUUUAA
Angiostrongylus costaricensis is the source of this 1140-nucleotide messenger RNA. Lineage: Eukaryota; Metazoa; Nematoda; Chromadorea; Rhabditida; Metastrongylidae. The record is from the annotation of a GenBank genome assembly.